Messenger RNA from Thermochaetoides thermophila DSM 1495, 489 nucleotides. RefSeq lists its product as uncharacterized. Lineage: Eukaryota; Fungi; Ascomycota; Sordariomycetes; Sordariales; Chaetomiaceae. Gene Ontology annotation, molecular function: proton-transporting ATPase activity, rotational mechanism. The record is from RefSeq and is a predicted model, not a curated record. Bases 1 to 489 code for a protein of 162 amino acids. The transcript has 5 exons. Gene Ontology annotation, biological process: proton transmembrane transport. Gene Ontology annotation, cellular component: proton-transporting V-type ATPase, V0 domain.
AUGACGGAUUACUGCCCUGUUUACGCGCCCUUCUUCGGUGCCAUGGGCUGCACCGCCGCCAUCGUCUUCACCUGCCUGGGCGCGUCCUACGGCACGGCGAAGUCUGGCGUGGGUAUCGCCGCCAUGGGUGUGCUGCGGCCUGACCUCAUCGUCAAGAACAUUGUCCCCGUCAUCAUGGCUGGUAUCAUUGGUAUCUACGGCCUGGUCGUGUCCGUCUUAAUUUCCGACGGCCUCACACAAGACGGUUAUGCGCUUUACACUGGUUUCAUUCAGCUCGGUGCUGGUCUCGCCGUCGGUCUGGCCGGUAUGGCUGCCGGCUUUGCCAUCGGUAUUGUUGGUGAUGCCGGUGUGCGUGGGACUGCCCAGCAGCCCAGGCUGUUCGUCGGCAUGAUUCUGAUUCUCAUUUUCGCCGAAGUCUUGGGUCUGUACGGCCUCAUUGUCGCGCUGCUCAUGAACUCCAAGGCCACCCUCAACAUCUCCUGCUCAUAA